This is a messenger RNA of Heterocephalus glaber (naked mole-rat), 942 nucleotides long. Its product is annotated as olfactory receptor 8K3. The record is from RefSeq and is a predicted model, not a curated record. Lineage: Eukaryota; Metazoa; Chordata; Mammalia; Rodentia; Bathyergidae. Gene Ontology annotation, biological process: G protein-coupled receptor signaling pathway. Gene Ontology annotation, molecular function: G protein-coupled receptor activity; olfactory receptor activity. Gene Ontology annotation, cellular component: membrane.
AUGGAAGGGCACAACCUCACAGCAGUGACUAAAUACAUCCUGCUGGGCAUCACAGAUCGCCGUGAGCUGCAGGCUCCACUGUUCCUCCUGCUCCUUGUCAUCUACCUGACUUCACUGCUGGGCAACCUGGGCAUGAUCAUCCUCACCCAGGUGGACCCCAGGCUACAAACUCCCAAGUACUUUUCCCUUAGACACCUGGCUCUCACUGAUCUUGGUUAUUGCACAACUGUGGGGCCCAAAAUGUUGGGAAAUUUUUUUAUUCAUCCAAAUACAAUCUCUUACUAUUGCUGUGCUGCCCAGCUUGCUUUAUUUCUUCUGUUUAUUGGUAGUGAGCUUUUUAUUCUGUCUGCCACAUCUUAUGACUGCUACAUGGCCAUCUGUAACCCUCUCCCCUACACUGUCAUGAUGUCACAAAAGGUAUGUUGGGUGCUGGUGGGAAUACCCUAUCUCAACUGCACAUUUAUGUCACUCAUAGUCACUACAAAGCUUUUCACUUUGUUCUUCUGUGGCCACAAUGCCAUUAGUCAUUUCUACUGUGACUGCAUCCCCUUUUUAUAUUUGCUGUGUUCAAAUGCACAUGAAAUUGAGUGGAUAAUUAUGGCCUUAGCAGAAUUUGAUUUGAUUUCCUCCCUCCUGAUGGUCCUGGUGUCCUACCUGCUCAUCCUCACAGCCAUUCUCAGGAUGAAGUCUGCAGAGAGCAGGUAUAAGGCCUUUUCCACCUGCGGGUCUCACCUGACCAUGGUCACCAUGUUCUAUGGAAUGCUGAUAUUUAUGUACAUGCUGCCCAAGUCCAGUCACUCCAGCAACACUGACAAAAUGUCAUCCAUAUUUUAUACUUUGAUCAUUCCAUUUUUGAAUCAUUUGAUCUACAGCUUGAGGAACAAAGAUGUAAGAUGUGCCCUUCAAAGGAUGUUGAGAAAGGUAUGCAGUAUCUGUUCUUAA